Rhizophagus irregularis DAOM 181602=DAOM 197198 is the source of this 1083-nucleotide messenger RNA. RefSeq lists its product as uncharacterized. Gene Ontology annotation, biological process: RITS complex assembly; regulation of transcription by RNA polymerase II; regulatory ncRNA-mediated heterochromatin formation. The record is from RefSeq and is a predicted model, not a curated record. Gene Ontology annotation, cellular component: SAGA complex. Lineage: Eukaryota; Fungi; Glomeromycota; Glomeromycetes; Glomerales; Glomeraceae.
AUGGCUGGUAAUUUGGAACAAGUCUUGAAGUCUUUAAUUUCGAUCGACUCUUUAUCAGUCUUAAUUAAUGAAAAAGACAAUCGGGAACUUCCGACAUUUCGUGUUCCUUCAGAUGUUCCGACUCUAGAAGAACCAGUUACAGAUCCUUCUUCUUGGAAAGAGUUGAAAGAUGCUACUUUGAACGAAGAUUAUGACAAUGAAGAGGAUGCAGUAUUAGCUUCAAAUGGAGAACUUAGCGUUCCUCCUUCAACUGCAUCCAGACUUAAUUAUUAUGAUAUCCUUUCUUUUAAACAUAUGAAAACAUAUGGAUGUAAACCUUUGAAGGAUGAAUCAGGUAUCGUAAACUGUAACGAAUGUUCAAAAAAAGUUUUACCGCGCGGGUUUAUUGAUCAUUCUGCUAAUUGCGAAAAAAUAAAAGCAGAAGCGCUCGAAGCUCAAAACGUGGAUAUACCUACAGAAGUGUCAAAUGCUGACUUAACAGUCAAUAAAAAUACAAAAAAUUCCACUACAGAAACGCAUAAUUCAAAUAAGAAACGUAAGAAGUCAGUUGAAGCUGAAAUAACUGAUACAAAAAGACCUAAUUCUCCGAUUGCUAAAGCAUCUCCUGAGAAAAAACAAAAGACUAAAAAGGAAAAAGAAAAGAAGAAAACCACGGGACGUCAUAAAGGACCUAUUGAUCUGGAUAAGCAAUGUGGAGUAAUUGUGCCACCUAAUAAUACACCUUGCACGCGUUCAUUAACUUGUAAGAGUCAUUCGAUGGCCUUGAAACGAGGUGUAUUAGGUAGAUCACAAUCAUAUGAUAUCCUACUUGCUCAGUAUCAGAAAAAGUCUAUAGGACGCCCUCAGAAUAAUGGUGUGCCAAAUAAUAAGCAAGACAAUACGAAGAAAGAUGGAAAAGUAGUUGUCCCCGAGAAGGAGGAAGAGGUUGUUGAUUCUGAAGAAGAAGUUGACGCUGUCAUGGAAGCAAUAAUGUAUAGUAAUCCUCGGCCACUUGUGACGCGAUCGACAUCUUAUGUUCCACAAAGAAGUAAUUACUUCAUUUAUAAUGACAUUAAUGAAAUUCUCCCGAAAGGAGUUGCUUAA